UGUCAAUUGUCAUAUUAUGGUUAAUUGCUUGUGCUUGUAGUGGAUUUAGCGAAAUUGGCUAUUUUUGUUAUUAAUAAAAUGGUAUUCGUGAAACAAAUCAGUUAACGUCUUUAUUUUUGUAUAAUAUUGUGAUGUGCAUAUAAAAUUUUUAAAGGAAUUAUUUUGUAAACAAAAAUGAGUGGGAAUGGAGGUAAAGGUUUUGGUUUUGCUGGGUUUUCGAUGCCCAAACGGAAUCCCUCGAAUGUGUCGUUACACGCAGUGCCUCCUCCCACGGCGUCGAUGCAUAAUGUUCCUCCACCGUCGACGGGGCUGUCCAAGCAAGGCUAUUCAACUAUGAACUCUAUCACGCAAAAUGCUAUGACCGGCAAUUGGGGGACCUCGGGAAAGAAACGCUCAAAGACAGAAGAUGAAUAUUUUGAUGAUGAUGACGAGCCUCCAACACCUGCUCUUGCAUACAUCCCCGCGCCAGGAAGCCCUUCUAAUGAUAUGUCUAACUCUCAGGACAUAGAAGAAGAGGACCCUUUAGACGCAUACAUGGCUGGAUUGGAGCAGCAAGCAGCCAAGGACCUGAAAACAAGCAAAGAGAAUGAGGCCUCGGGCAAGGGUGAUACAGCUCGGGGUACCAGGGGAGAUAUUGAUGAAAUGGAUGAUGAAGAAAGUUACUAUAAAUAUAUGGAGGAAAAUCCACUCUCCGCUGCAGAUGAUGGUUCAGAUGUUGAAAUUGAGUAUGAUGAAGAUGGCAACCCCAUUGCUCCCCCAAAGAAGAAGUUCAUAGACCCCUUACCUCCCAUAGAUCAUUCAGAAAUUGUAUAUGAACCAUUUGAAAAAAACUUCUACACCCCACAUGAAGAUAUAGAGAAAUUGACAAAUGAACAGGUGGAAGAAUUGAAAAAGAACUUAGGUGUACAGAUAUCGGGACCCGAACCGCCAAGACCAGUCAGCAGUUUCGCCCAUCUUGGCUUUGAUGAACAGCUGAUGAAAGCUAUUCGUCGGUCAGAAUAUACGCAACCCACGCCUGUGCAGGCUGCUGGUGUUCCCGCGGCUCUAUCUGGACGAGAUCUAAUCGGUAUCGCUAGAACGGGAUCAGGUAAAACAGCAGCGUUUUUAUGGCCCUUGCUGAUACAUAUCAUGGAUCAAAAGGAGUUAGCACCCGGGGAUGGGCCUAUUGGUUUGAUUUUAGCACCAACGAGAGAAUUAGCCCAACAGAUUUACAUGGAAGCGAAGAAAUUCGGCAAAGUGUAUAACAUUCGGUGCGUAUGCUGUUACGGCGGCGGGUCUAAGUGGGAGCAAACAAAGGCAUUAGAAGGUGGAGCUGAAAUCGUCGUGGGUACCCCGGGGCGUGUCAUAGACAUGAUAAAGUGUAAAGCGACGAAUUUGCAGAGGGUCACCUACUUGGUGUUAGAUGAAGCCGACAGAAUGUUCGAUAUGGGAUUUGAGCCGCAGGUGCGCUCGAUCUGCGCGCACGUGCGGCCGGAGCGGCAGGCGCUGCUGUUCUCCGCCACCUUCCCGCGCCGCGUGGAGCGCCUCGCGCGCGACGCGCUGCACGACCCCGUGCGCGUGCAGCACGGCGCCGCCGGCCAGGCCUGCCACCUCGUCACGCAGCACGUGCGCAUAUUCAACAAACCAGAAGAUAAAUGGCCGUGGCUACUGCACAACCUCGUCGAGUUCCUGUCGGCGGGUAGCGUUUUAAUAUUCGUUACCAAAAAGCUGGAAGCGGAGCAAACAGCAGCGAACCUCGGCGUGCAGGAGUACGACGCGCUGCUGCUGCACGGUGACAUGGAACAAGCUGAUAGGAACAAGGUGAUCACCGCCUUCAAGCGGCAGGAGCAGAACAUCCUGGUUGCCACCGAUGUUGCAGCCCGCGGGCUGGACAUCCCGCACAUCCGCACGGUGGUGAACUACACGGUGGCGCGCGACAUCGACACGCACACGCACCGCGUGGGGCGCACGGGGCGCGCGGGCGCGCGCGGCGCCGCCUACACGCUGCUCGCGCGCGACCGCGACCGGGACUUCGCGGGGCACCUGCUGCGCAACCUCGAGGGCGCCCAGCAGGAAGUGCCCGAAGAGUUGACGCAAUUGGCGAUGCAGUCCGCUUGGUUCAGGAAGUCGCGCUUCAAGAAGGGUAAAGGGAAGAAUUUGAACAUAGGCGGCUGUGGAUUAGGGUACAAAGAGAGGCCUGGAUUGCCCAACGUGACCGAGGAGCCAAUAGUGAGCGUCCCCAGCGGUGGGCCUGCUACAGAUCGUCUGGCCUCCCUCAAACAAGCCUUCCGCUCGCAAUACAACAAGUUCACAGCGUCUACAGACCACUCGUGGGAGCAAACGCGCGAUGUGCUGCAGCCGGGCGUGAAUGCGCCCGCGCAGCCCGAGCGCACGCGGCGCAGUGGCAAGAAGAGCCGCUGGGAGUGAUUAAUAUAUUAUGUAUCAUAAUA
This is a messenger RNA of Zerene cesonia (dogface butterfly), 2429 nucleotides long. Its product is annotated as ATP-dependent RNA helicase DDX42. The coding region runs from base 175 to 2406 and encodes 743 amino acids. The record is from RefSeq and is a predicted model, not a curated record. The transcript has 15 exons. Lineage: Eukaryota; Metazoa; Arthropoda; Insecta; Lepidoptera; Pieridae. Gene Ontology annotation, molecular function: ATP binding; RNA helicase activity; RNA binding.